AGCGGGAGCGUUUCCUGCAUUCCCGGUUUCCUGUGGGAGAAAGCAGAGUGUUUUUGUUUUCGAGUGAGAGAGCAAUGGAAGGGCAGGGCAAAACCCAGAUGAUCCCCAGAGUGAAGUUAGGAACCCAGGGAUUAGAGGUAUCCAAAUUAGGAUAUGGAUGCAUGGGCCUUACCGGGGUAUACAAUUCUCCGGUCUCCGACGAAGUGGGGAUAUCCAUCAUCAAGGAUGCCUUCAACAAGGGAAUCACUUUCUUCGACACUUCCGACGUAUACGGACCCCGUACUAAUGAGAUCUUGGUUGGGAAGGCAUUGAAGGAGUUGCCCCGCGAGAAGAUUCAAUUGGCCACAAAAUUUGGGAUAGUGAAGCUUGAUCAAACUGGUCUGAUGAUAAAUGGCAGGCCGGAAUAUGUGCGGGCUUGCUGCGAAGAAAGUCUUAAGCGCCUCGGUGUGGACUACAUUGAUCUCUACUAUCAGCACCGGAUAGAUAAGACUGUGCCUAUAGAGGAAACCGUAGGGGAGCUUAAGAAGUUGGUGGAAGAGGGAAAAGUGAGGUACAUUGGGCUGUCGGAGGCCAGCUCCGACACAAUUCGACGUGCCCAUGCAGUGCAUCCCAUCACUGCAGUGCAGAUGGAAUGGUCUCUCUGGACUCGGGAAAUUGAGGAAGAGAUAGUCCCACUUUGCAGAGAACUUGGCAUUGGAAUAGUUCCAUAUAGCCCUCUUGGUCGUGGUUUUUUCGGUGGCAGAGGAGUUACAGAAAGUGUGCCUACAAAUUCUUUCUUGGUUUCUCAUCCAAGGUUUACUGGAGAGAACCUAGAGAAGAAUAAGACGCUCUAUGUGAGACUAGAGAACUUGGCCAUGAAGCAUCACUGUGCUCCUUCUCAACUAGCUCUCGCUUGGAUUCUUCAUCAAGGGGAUGAUGUUGUCCCCAUCCCUGGGACAACUAAGAUCAAGAACCUAGAUGACAAUAUUGGUUCUUUGAAGGUAAAGCUCACAAAAGAGGACCUGGAAGAAAUAUCCAAUGUGGUACGUGAAGAAGAGGUGACAGGUUCAAGAACCUCCAGUCAAUUUGAAAAGGCUGGCUGGAAGUAUGCGAAUACUCCUCCAAAAGAUAUCAACUCAUCAGCAUAAGAUCGUCUAGUCCUGCUGUUUUCCUUGAAAAACAUUCAGAUCAAUUCCUUCUUUCCCCUUCAAAUGUUUUUGAAGGCACCUUUCCCCCUUCAAAUGUUGAAGAAUGGAGACUGUUUUCUUUUUCUUUUUUUUUUUUUUUUUUUUUUUUUUAAGAACAGAGUGCUACUCUCAAUUAAUAAUUAAAACAUUACAAUAUUUAAAGUUUGAAGAAUAACAACCC
Molecule: messenger RNA, 1347 nt
Organism: Phoenix dactylifera (date palm)
Lineage: Eukaryota; Viridiplantae; Streptophyta; Magnoliopsida; Arecales; Arecaceae
Product: putative aldo-keto reductase 1
Cellular component (GO): cytoplasm
Source: RefSeq, a predicted model, not a curated record